AUGUUUUAGGACCCAGUGGCCUUUGAGGAUGUGGCUGUAAACUUUACCCUGGAGGAGUGGGCUCUGCUGGAUCCUUCACAGAAGAAGCUCUACAGAGAUGUGAUGCGGGAAACCUUGAGGAACCUGGCCUCAAUAGGGAAAAAAUGGAAAGACCAUAACACUGAAGAUGAGUACAAAAACCAGGGAAGAAAACUAAGAAGUCAUACGGUAGAGAGGUUCUGCCAAAGUAAAGAAGGUAAUCAGUGUGGAGGAAACUUCAGUCCUAUUCCAAAUCUUAAUCUGAACAAGAAAACUACUGAAGUAAAACCAUGGGAAUGCAGCGUGUGUGGAAAAGUCUUUAUGCGCCAUUCAUCCCUUAACAGGCAUAAGCGAGCCUUCAGAUAUCAUCAAACCUUUCAGACACAUGAAAGGACUCACACUGGAGAGAAGCCCUAUCAGUGUAAGCAAUGUGGGAAAGCCCUCAGUUGCCCCAGUUCCUUUCGAAGUCAUGAAAGAACUCACACGGGGGAGAAACCCUAUGAAUGUAAAAAAUGUGGUAAAGCCUUUAGUUGUCCCAGUUCCCUUCGAAAACAUGAAAGAACUCACACUGGAGAGAAACCCUAUGACUGUAAGGAAUGUGGGAAAGCCUUCAUUUCUCUUGGAAGCUUUCAAAGACACAUGAUAACACAUACCGGAGUUGGACCAUACAAAUGUAAGGAAUGUGGGAAAGCCUUCAGCUGUCCCAGCUCAUAUCGAAUACAUGAACGAUCUCACACUGGAGAAAAACCCUAUGAAUGUAAACAAUGUGGCAGAGCCUUUAGUUGUUCUAGUUCCUUUCGAACACAUGAAAGGACUCACACUGGAGAGAAACCCUAUCAGUGUAAAGAAUGUGGAAAAGCCUUCCACUGGCUGACCACUUUCCAAGUGCAUGUGAGAACUCACACUGGAGAAAAACCCUAUAUAUGUAAGCAGUGUGGGAAAGCCCUCAGUUGUCCCACUUCCUUUCGAAGACAUGAAAGGACUCACACUGCAGAGAAACCCUAUGAAUGUAAACAAUGUGGGAAAACCUUCAGCUCUCCUCUAGGUUUGCAAAUACAUGGAAGAACUCACACUGGAGAGAAACCCUAUAAAUGUGAGGAAUGUGGGAAAGCAUUUGUUUCUCUCACAAGUUUUCGAAGACACAUGAUGACACAUACUGGAGAUGGACCUUAUAAAUGUAAGGAAUGUGGGAAAGCCUUCAAUUGCCCCAGUUCCUUUCGGAUACAUGAAAGAACUCACACAGGAGAGAAACCCUAUGAAUGUAAAAUAUGUGGCAAAGCCUUCAGUUGUUCAAGUUACGUUCAAGUACAUGAAAGAACGCACACUGGAGAGAAGCCCUAUGAAUGUAAGGAAUGUGGGAAAGCUUUUAUUUAUCGUACAACCUUUCGAGGACACAUGAGAGUGCACACUGGAGAGAAACCCUAUAAAUGUAAAGAAUGUGGGAAAGCCUUCAGUCGACCCAGCUCGUUUAGAAGCCAUGAAAGAAUUCACACUGGCGAGAAACUUCUGGAAUGUAAACAUUGUGGGAAAGCCUUCAACUGGCCCACAUCCUUACAUAAACAUGUGAUGAGAAUGCACACUAGAUAGGUAA
Enhydra lutris kenyoni (northern sea otter) is the source of this 1609-nucleotide messenger RNA. Its product is annotated as zinc finger protein 791-like. Gene Ontology annotation, molecular function: DNA-binding transcription activator activity, RNA polymerase II-specific; RNA polymerase II cis-regulatory region sequence-specific DNA binding. The transcript has 4 exons. The record is from RefSeq and is a predicted model, not a curated record. Gene Ontology annotation, biological process: regulation of transcription by RNA polymerase II. NCBI's taxonomy places the organism in Eukaryota, Metazoa, Chordata, Mammalia, Carnivora, Mustelidae. Gene Ontology annotation, cellular component: nucleus.